GCCGGUCGCCCCGUCCCGACUCCGAACCAUCAGGUCGUUUUCUUUGACAUCAAAAUGAUCAGUCGUUUCCUGAUCUCGCUCAAAGGUUCGCCGUUUCAGUUCUCAACACGGUCAACCCUGCAAUGAGUACGCUUCGCUAUCUCAAGUCUGUCUCUAGGGAAUCCGGCUUCUGCGCGAUGAGAUUCGGGGUACGCAUACCGCUAACUACAAGCUCCAAGUGUGGACUGGCAAGCUAGGUACCUAGGUAAUUUCAGCUUCCACACUAUUUGUAUGAUCUUCCAUCGAAGGCAGCAAUCCUCAGAGAUCUCGAUGGUGACAUGACUAGUGUACCUGUUCGUACCAGCAACGACGGGAAAGGCGCGGACCAGGUGGAGGAGUGUGGGUUGACGGGAAGGCCCAAAGACCCCAUCGUUCGGUGGAGAUAGCAAGCGCUGCGGGAUGAACUCCGUGGGGUUGAUAGGCCCAUCCCAGGGAUCGGUGUUCAGCUCGCAUAAGACUGCCCAAGUCUAGACUACAGUUCAAAACCUCCAAUCCCCCAAUACCUGUUGCUUGCUGCCAAAGAAAUCAUUAAACAAUGGACGAACGCGCCAAGACCCGAGUCACUCUUCCUCGAGAAAACCCAACCCCGAGUUACUGGCAAGAUCCUCCGGACGAUAUUGCCGACCAGCGCACCACCAAGGACCUUCCAAGCCAUGUCGACAUCGUUAUCAUUGGUAGCGGCAUCACGGGCGCCGCGAUAGCAUGGAACCUCCUAAAGGAUGUCCGCCCAGGGGAAAAGGGGUCCAGAAACAUUGUCAUGGUUGAGGCCCGCCAGGCCUGCUCUGGCGCAACUGGUCGCAACGGUGGACACACCAAAGCCGCCUCCUACCGCUCCUUUCUCGAGCACGCCUCUCUCCUCGGCACUCCAGCCGCGGUCCAGAUUGCCCGUCUGGAGUACGAUAACAUCCAAGCCAUCCACGCCUUUGCCAAAGAGCACAACAUUCCUUGCGACUCCAACCCCUGCCACACCGUUGACAUCAUCUACGACCAAGCCCAAUGGACCGCCGCCCACGAAGCCGUCGCUGCUAUGAAGGCCGCGUUCCCCGAGGGAGACCCUGUAGGAGAGUACACCUUCCACUCCCCGGCCGAAGUUCAGUCCAAAUUUCAUUGCGCCCUUGACGCCGGCACAAUAGCCGGCGAGCCACAAACCCUCUAUGGUGGUGUCUCCUACCCAGCCGGGAGCAUUUCCUCCUACGCCUUCACCACUGGUCUCCUCAAGCUCUGUCUAUCCCGUGGCCUGAACCUGCAAACCAACAACCCCGCCACCUCUUUGAUGAAGAACCGCGACGAACGCACCUGGACCGUACGAACCCCUCGUGGAAACAUCUGGACUAAGGACAUCAUCCUCGCCACGAACGGGUACACGGCCGCCAUUGCGCCUACCUUCCAAGGUGUGAUAGUCCCCCUGCGCGGACAGGUCACGGCGCAAAGACCGGGUAGCAACCUAUCCGAGAAAGGAUGUCUACCGACCACCUACAGCUUCAUCUACGAUAAGGGGUACGAGUACAUGAUUCCACGACCAAAGGGAAGUCGAAACGAAGGGGACUUGGUCAUUGGUGGUGGGUUAGUAAGGGCUAAGGAAGAAGGGCUGGGGGAGUACGGAACUACGGAUGACACGACUGUUAACGAGGAAAUCAGCACUUACCUCAAGAACACUUUGACAAGGUACUUUGGUGGUGGUGGUGGUGGUGAUCGAAAUGGGAACUGGGGAGACGAUCACCCAGAUGGAAGAAUCAAAAAGGAGUGGACGGGAAUUAUGGGGUAUACGCCCGAUGGAUUUCCCAUGGUCGGAGCAGUCCCGGGAGAGAACGGGUUCUGGAUGAGUUGUAGUUUUCAGGGCCAUGGGAUGGUGUUGUGCUGGAUGUGCGCAAAGGCAUUGGUGGAGAUGAUGGAGGGGAGGGAUAAUAAAGAGUUGAGAGGGUGGUUUCCGGAGGCGUUCAGGGUUGGGUUCGAGAGGAUGAGGAAGAGGUUUCAGGGAAGGCUGCAUACGAGCGUAGCGGUGCCACCGGGGCCGGCGGUGGGGGGAGGGUCUGGGUAAAUGGCAUGAGAUGGGUUGACCAAUAUGAUGGAAGUUUCUGAAUGUCAUGAUCACGGUAAGCCGCGAAGUUAACUGCUAUUCUACAUACCUAAUGUAUAAUUGAUAUCUUUUCGGAAGGG
Molecule: messenger RNA, 2196 nt
Organism: Neurospora crassa OR74A
Lineage: Eukaryota; Fungi; Ascomycota; Sordariomycetes; Sordariales; Sordariaceae
Exons: 2
Coding region: 575-2077 (500 amino acids)
Cellular component (GO): cytoplasm
Molecular function (GO): oxidoreductase activity
Source: RefSeq, a predicted model, not a curated record